Molecule: messenger RNA, 1712 nt
Organism: Girardinichthys multiradiatus
Lineage: Eukaryota; Metazoa; Chordata; Actinopteri; Cyprinodontiformes; Goodeidae
Gene: cnr2
Product: cannabinoid receptor 2
Exons: 4
Coding region: 244-1389 (381 amino acids)
Biological process (GO): cannabinoid signaling pathway
Cellular component (GO): membrane
Molecular function (GO): cannabinoid receptor activity
Source: RefSeq, a predicted model, not a curated record
CGCUCAUGUUGCCUAUAGUCACAUUGGUGUAGUCUUGUCACCAUAUCUCUGCUGCAGGAAACUAAAAUCACUUUAGCAUUUUGAAGCAAGUAAAAACAAAAAGACGUCGAUGCUUCUUUUAAGCUCCAGAAUAAAUAUUGAAAAUGGAGGAGAAAACAAGCACAUUCCCUUUUUUUUCCACAGGACGUUGCUGGUAUCGCCAGCUGAAUGUAAAACUCUUGAGAUCAGAGGCCGAGAUUUAAGAUGGUGGAAUUGGAGGGAUCAGCUUAUUUGUAUUUUGCAGAUGCCGAAAAGAACGCCUCAUCACAAAUAGGUAAUGGGUCUUGUGAGAGUCUGGAAUGCUACAUGGUGCUGACAAAGCUGGAGAAGACAGCCAUUGGCACCAUCUGUUUCCUGACUGGUCCGGUAACACUGAUGGAGAACGCUCUCGUGCUUGGGGUUAUUGCAACUUCAGUAGUGCUGAGACAGAAGCCCUCCUACUUAUUCAUUGGCAGCCUUGCUCUGGCGGAUUUCUUUGCCAGCUGGUUUUUCACCAUGAGUUUCCUGGAUUUUCAUCUGUUCCACCGGAGUGAUGGUCCAACUGCAUAUCUCUUCAAGUUAGGAGGGGUGACCAUGGCCUUCAGUUCCUCAGUUGGGAGCUUACUGCUUACUGCUCUGGACCGAUACAUCUGCAUCCAUCAGGCAUCCAGCUACAAGGUUCUGCUAACCCGCCAAAGGGCCCUGCUGAGUCUUCUGGUUCUCUGGAGCAUCACCAUCUUCCUCUCGUCCUGGCCGCUCAUGGGCUGGAGGUGUUCUACAGACCUUUCUCCUCCCUGCUCACGCUUGUUCCCCUAUAUCAGCCGGGGCUACCUAGCCUGCUGGACUACAUUUAUUCUGGUGCUUCUCGCACUAAUUUUGGUGGCCUACUCUCUGAUCCUGUGGAAAGCCCACCGUCAUGAAUCCUCCAUGACCAGCCUCCAGGGGGCAGCAGGUACAGGCCAGGCCCGCAUGAGGAUGGAUAUCCGGCUGGCUCGCACUUUUGGUUUGAUUCUUCUCAUACUGGUGGGCAGCUGGCUCCCUGUACUCACCUUCAUGCUUGUUGAUGUCUCUAUAAUCCUGACUCAUACCCAACAGAGAGCUUUUGCCUUUUGCAGCACCCUCUGCCUUGUCAACUCUGCAGUCAACCCAUUGCUUUACGCCCUGCGCUGCAGAGAGUUAAGACUAGCUCUGCUGCAGUCUCUACAAAGGGUGUGUGGCUUUGGGAAGUGUAAGAAAUGUACAAAAGACUUAGAUCCUGGAAUGCACUCUGCAGGAGACAACUGUGCUGAAGUGUCUGAUGAUGAAAAGCUGAGAGCAAGAACCACUCAACUCGACUCCAUCUCUGAAAUAGUGAACAAUCAGUCAAGUUAAAAAAACACAGUGGACCAUUGUAAAAAUGAAAAAGCAACUCAAAUGGAUAAAGAGCUUAAUGGAAUCGUGUUGCUGGUGAAGGACUGUAAAACCGUUACCAUGAUAUCGUGAUUUAUGUACGUUUGAUUAAGAAUGAAAAAUACAAUAACAUUUUUUACUUUAACUUUAUGCUAAAAAAGACUGAAGGACUGUUAGUGGCAUUUCAUUAAUCAUUGUUUUGUUUUGCAUUUAGAUAAAUGGAGAUGCUAACAGCACUUUUAAGGAAAUAUGCAUUCAUCCCCCUCUACUUUGAUAACCUAAAUAAAAUCCAGUACAACCAAUUA